GAGUAGACUGGAGUGUGAUGUAGUGUAGUAGAGUUGUGUCCCUGUGGCCGCCAUUAAAGGAUGCGACCAAUGUAUUCAAACAAACCAGUGAGACACAGCUGAGCACUGCACAGCCUUUCCUAUUUUAUUUCUACUUUUUAUUCACAACCUUUCACUUUUAAUCGUCAAAAUCUUAACGUUUUAUCUUCGGGAGCCGUACGACGAAGAAAAGGAAACGGGAGAGAUGUUUUAUGAAAUUUAAAUCUGAACUCUUCUGUCUCGAACUGUUUGUUGCUGCCUCGCUUAGCCAGUCAGUUAGCCAGCUAGUCGCUAACUCCAGUUAGCCUAAAGCUAAGCUAGGCUAAAGGGGGAGGGCUAAAUUUACCCCCGCUACCCUCUCGCUGACUGCCGUAAUCGCGUAUUUUUUCAACUAUCGCAUUUGAGGGAUAAAAAUAUCUCUCCGCGGAUCAUGGUAAAUGUGUGGCGUUUAUUCGCGCUGGACGUUUUUAGCGGAUUUUUUAACGCAUUCCUGGUAAGUGAGUAACCUCUAGCGGAGGAACACCACCAGAGCUAAGCUAAUUAGCUCGCUGGACGCGAACCCGUCCUGCUGAUUGUGUCUGGGAGAGAGAGAACCACUCCAAAAUCCAUCACUUUAUUUGUUCCUGGGAUCUGAAAGAGAUGAUGGCUCGCUGGACUGCGGUUUGAUGAUGAGUUCUUGUUUUGUACCCAACGGGGCGAGCUUGGAGGACUGCCACUCCAAUCUCUUCUGUCUGGCUGACCUCACAGGGAUCAAAUGGAAGUGCUUUGUAUGGCAGGGCCCCACCUCGUCCCCCAUCCUCUUCCCAGUGACAGAGGAGGACCCCAUCCUGUGCAGCUUCAGUCGCUGCCUGAAGGCGGAUGUGCUGAGUGUGUGGCGGAGGCACCAGACCCCGGGCCGCCGGGAGCUCUGGAUCUUUUGGUGGGGAGACGACCCCAACUUUGCCGAGCUCGUCCACCGUGACCUCUCCUGUGAUGAGGACGGCGCAUGGGAGAGCGGCCUGACUUAUGAGUGCCGAACGCUGCUCUUCAAAGCCAUCCAUAACCUGUUGGAACGCUGCCUCAUGAACCGAUCUUUCAUUCGAAUCGGCAAGUGGUUUGUCAAGCCCUACGAGAAAGAUGAAAAGCCAAUCAACAAAAGUGAACACCUGUCCUGCUCCUUCACGUUUUUCGUACAUGGAGACAGUAAUGUGUGCACCAGCGUGGAGAUCAACCAGCACCAGCCCGUCUACCUGUUGAGUGAGGAGCACCUGACAUUGGCCCAGCAGAGCAGCAACUCAGUACAAGUGAUUCUCUCUCCUUACGGCUUGAGCGGAUCUCUGACAGGCCAGUCUUUCAAGCUCUCCGACCCACCAACCCAGAAGUUAAUUGAAGAAUGGAAGCAGUUUUAUCCUAUAGGCCCUAACACCAAGGAUGUCACGGAUGACAAGAUGGAUGACCUUGAUUGGGAGGACGAUUCAUUGGCUGCCGUCGAGGUGGUCGUUGCUGGUGUGAGGAUGGUGUACCCAGCCAGCCUGGUGCUGGUGGCCCAGUCUGACAUCCCGGUUGUGGCUACAGUGAGCUCCUCCACCUCUUCUGGCUCUUAUUCAGGAGGUCUGCACAGUCAUGUGGUCCAUGGAGAUGCUGCCAUCUCUUCAGUCACCCUGACUCCUCCCACUUCACCAGAGGAGGCCCAAGCAGUCUUGCAGCCUGCUCAAAAGUGGGUAAAACUCUCAGCGAUGUCAGGCGCCUUCAGUGUGGACAGCAGCAGUCAUCACGGAGGCAAGAUCCCUCGCCGACUAGCCAGCCAAAUGGUGGAGAGAGUCUGGCAAGAGUGCAAUAUUAACCAAGCCCAGAACAAGAGGAAAUUCUCAACCAUCUCCAAUGCAGUAUGUGAAGAGGAAACUGACAAAACUUUUGUUUGGGAAUUUGUCGAGCCAUCUCAAAGGACACAAUGCAAUUGCUCAAGGCUUAAAAACCAGAAGCAGCGUGCAUGUAGCACCCCAGGACAUCCUUCAUCUGCUGGCCAACCUUCUCAGCCCUCCACCAAACACAAGAUGGGGGAGAAGCUGGAAAAGGGGGACAAGCAACAAAAGAGGCCCCAGACUCCCUUUCACCAUCGCAGCUCACUGUGUGAAGAGCCAAACCUUGAACAGAGAGAUGGUGUGCACAGGCUUUGUCUUCAGGGCCAUGAAGAAACUCGCUUCCCCAGCCUCCACCACGCAGACAUCAACACCAGCAAGACCCCUAUGCUGCACGGCUCCACUGACGCGACAGCCAGUUCCCCUCAGCCUCCGCCACUCAGCCCGCACCUCUGCGAGCACGGGGACGAGGUGGCAAACAACUUAAAAAACUCUUCUUCUCCGCUCCACCCUCACUUUUACCCUCCUUCCUCCGAGCCCUGCCUGGUGCCCCAGAAACCCCCAGAUGAUUCUCAUCUGGAACCAAUGCCCCCACCCUACACGCCCGCAUACCCAGAGUCCCUAGAACCCACGGUGUAUGUGGGCUCCGCCAUCAACCCCAAUCAGGACACGACACACAAUCCUUGGAAGUACUUUAGGGUGCCUGGUGGGAGGACAACAGAUUUCCACACGCCUCAACUUCCUGUGGUAACACAGUUUGAGGAGGGUAACCGAGGCCAGGAUACAGUCGUGUCUAUUACAGAAACUAUGUCUUCCUCCAUGAAGCCUCUGAAAGUGUCAGAAGAUCGAGUAAAGAUGUACGAGCAAAAGAAGAAUCAGCAUCUCCUGGCAGCGGUGAGUGACGGAGACCAGGAUCGAGAAUCCGAUCCCUAUGCUUUUGAAGAAGGAGACGAGGAGUUCACCUUCACAGAUAAAGAGAAAAAGCCUGGAGCCGAGAGGGAGGCGGGUAAGAAAAAUAAGAGGGAUGAUGGCAGUUUGUCAUCUGAUGAUGCCCAGGGUGCGGCCGGCAGUAAACCACUUCCCACCACCAGUUUAAUCCACGAGACAGACCUUGUUGUGUCCAUUAAUGACCUGGACAACCUCUUCAACUCUGACGAGGAUGACCUCACGCCUGGAUCCAGAAGAGCUGCCGGUGGCACAGACGAGAAAUUCGGGAAAGAUGUUAAACCCGCAGCGCCUGACCCCCUGCCUUGCUCUGCAGACCUGCACCAGAUGUUCCCAACCCCUCCAUCAUUGGAACAACACAUCAUGGGCUACUCUCCCAUGAACAUGGGCAGUAAAGAAUACAGCAACAUGGAUUCAAUAGCCGGACUGUCUCUCUUGGAUGGGACGACUAUCGGCGGCAACUUCAAGAUGGAGGUGGAGGAGGGUUUCUGUAGCCCUAAACCCUCAGAGAUUAGGGACUUUUCAUUCGUGUUUAAGCCAGAAUCCUGUCAAGCUCUCAUCGGCUGCUCCCUUUACGCCCCGUUGAAGAUGCUGCCUAGCCAGUGCAUGCUUCCCAUCAAGCUUUCAGAGGAGUGUGUUUACCAGCCAAGCUGGACAGUUGGCAAACUGGAGAUGAUGCAGCCGGUGGCAGCCAUGACCUUUUUGAACAAGGACAGUAACAUUCCGAGUGUGGGAAGCGCAGUCGAGCAGGAUCAGAGCUGCACCCCUCAGACACACAACACCUUCAUGUCCAACAGUGCCCCACCCAGCAACAGCGGCACAGGCAUCCUGCCCUCUCCCGCGACCCCUCGAUUCUCUGCACCAACACCACGAACGCCCCGAACCCCACGUACCCCCAGAGGCCCCGCCAGCGUCCAGGGCUCACUUAAAUACGACAACUCGGACCUCUACUCCCCAGCCUCUACGCCUUCCACCUGCAGACCCCUAAACUCCGUGGAGCCGGCCACCGUGCCCUCCAUCCCAGAAGCUCACAGCCUGUACGUCACCCUGAUCCUGUCGGAGUCGGUCAUGAACCUCUUUAAGGACUGCAACUUUGACAGCUGUUGCAUUUGCGUCUGCAACAUGAACAUCACGGGAGCGGACGUGGGUGUUUACAUCAGCGAUCCAAACAUGGAUUCGCAAUACUCCAGCAUGGAUCCCUGCUCGUGUGGUUUUAGUGCUGUUAUGAACCGUCGCUAUGGCAACGGCUCUGGACUGUUCCUGGAGGAUGAGCUGGAUAUUGUGGGCCGGGGUUCGGAUGCCGGUCGAGACGCGGAGAAGCACUUUGAGGCUGUGCGUGCAGCCUCGAGGCAGAGAGGGGCGGUUCUUAAAGAGCACGUUCCGGAUGGUCUCAUCCUCUUGCUGCAGGACCUGUGCACUAACCCUUUCUCUGCCAUCAUCAGACCGGAGCAACUAAGUACCAGCCUCAAGCUUCCCAUCCGCCUGGAGGAGAGGGACUAUUACAGCGAUUGCUAUCUAGCUCUAGAGCACGGCAGGCAGUUUAUGGACAACAUGACUGGAGGAAAAGUCGAUGAGACGCUGGUCAAAAGUUCAUGUUUACACCAGUGGGCGAAACGCAAUGCUUUCGAUAUGAGCAUGCUGUUCUCCCAGGAUGUGCUCAGGAUGCUGUUGUCCCUGCAACCCGUAUUGCAGGAUGCCAUUCAGAAGAAGAGGUCUGUGCGUUCUUGGGGUGUUCAGGGUCCACUCACCUGGCAGCAGUUCCACAAAAUGGCUGGCAGGGGGUCUUACGGCACUGAUGAAUCUCCAGAGCCUCUACCGAUCCCCACCUUACUGGUGGGUUACGAGUUCGACUUUGUUGUCAUGUCGCCUUUCGCUCUGCCAUACUGGGAGAAGCUUCUGCUGGACCCGUACAGCUCCCAUCGGGACAUCGGUUAUAUGGUGGUGUGUCCUGACAACGAGGCUCUGCUGAAUGGAGCCAGGUCUUUCUUCAGAGACCUGACUGCCGUUUAUGAGUCCUGUCGACUCGGUCAGCACAGGCCCAUCUCCAAGAAAUACGCUGAUGGCAUCGUGACCGUAAGCGAUACUACAUCCAAACCUCUAACAGAUCAGCCUCUCAACGACUGGCUCCCAAAAACCAUCAACAACAGCAACGAGGCCUUCACCAAGCUCAGACUCUACACACAAGUGUGCCAAAACGACUUGGCUUCUCAUCUGGCAGCACAGUCUUUGGACAGCUCACUGCUUUCUCAGCGAAACUCUACCAGCUCCAGCAACCCCGUCCCAGCUGCUCAGAACAGCGCCACCACCAACAGCACCUCCAACACAAACACCAGUACCACCACAUCCACCUCCUUUACCUCCUCCUCGUCAUGCUCUCAGGGCAUAGGCAUCUUGCCGUCUGUCAAACCCAAUUCUCUACCUAGCGUUGGCGCUCAGGGCUUGCAAUCCAGCCAACAGAGCGGCGGUCAGAACACAGGGCCUCUGGGAGAGGGAACAUCAACCACCGGCCAACCUCAGGUCCAAUCUGAGCCUCCCGAGAGCACGAUGGAACGAGAAAAGGUGGGUGUGCCGACUGACGGAGACUCACAUGCUGUCACAUACCCUCCUUCCAUAGUGAUCUACAUCGUUAACCCCUUCAGCUAUGAGGAAACAGGAACCAGUUCCAGCGUUUGGACCUUGGGGCUCCUACGCUGUUAUUUGGAAAUGCUUCAGUUACUUCCGCCUCACAUCAGGAAUGCUGUAUACGUGCAAAUAAUACCCAGCCAAUACUUGCUGCAGCCGGUCUGGAGUGAGGAGCGCCACAUAUACGCACAGCAUCUGAAGUCUCUGGCUUUCUCAGUUUACACUCAGUGCAGACGGAGUCUGCCAACCUCUACUAAUGUCAAAACGCUAACAGGCUUUGGCCCUGGCCUGGCCAUUGACACUGCACUACAGAGACCAGAGAGACCAGAGUGUUUACAUCUUUACGCUCCUCCGUUCGUUCUGGCCCCGGUGAAAGACAAGCAGACGGAGUUGGGCGAGACAUUCGGAGAGGCUGCUCAAAAAUACAAAGUGCUAUUUGUGGCGUAUUGCUUGUCACAUGACCAGAGAUGGCUCCUGGCCUCAUGCACCGACCAGUACGGAGAAUUGCUCGAAACCUGCACCAUCAGCAUUGACGUACCCAACAGAGCUCGGAGGAAAAAGGGCUCUGCGCGACGACUGGGCCUUCAUAAACUGUGGGAUUGGUGCCUCGGUCUCGUGCAGAUGACCUCGUUGCCUUGGCGCAUCGUGAUUGGCCGGCUUGGCAGGAUAGGGCACGGGGAGUUACGAGAUUGGAGUAUUUUGUUAAGUAGGCAAAACUUGCAGUCUGUAAGCAGACGACUGAAGGAAAUGUGCAGGAUGUGCGGUAUCUCUGCCGCUGAUAGUCCCAGCAUCCUCAGUACCUGUCUAGUCGCCAUGGAGCCCCAAGCUUCCUUUGUCAUCAUGCCAGACUCAGUGUCCACAGGCUCUGUGUUUGGCCGCAGCACAACUCUAAACAUGCAGACGUCUCAGUUAAACACUCCUCAGGACACCUCCUGCACUCACAUCUUGGUGUUCCCCACGUCUGCCGGCCUCCAGGCCUUCAAUCCUAGCAACGAUGUUACAGAUGGAAUGGGGGGCAUGGAUGGGAUUUUGGAUCUGCUGUCAGAUAAUGAUUUCGUUGAUCCUGAUCUCAUCAACAUAAUACCUAAUUCACCCACCACCUCCCCAGUGCAUUCACCAGGCUCACACUACCACCACGGCGGAGAUGGCAGCAAGGGUCAGGGUACAGACAGGAUGGAGUCUCACGACGAAUCUCCCAACAUCCUACAGCAGCCCUUGGCUCUGGGUUACUUUGUGUCCACGGCUAAAGCCGGUCCACUGCCUGACUGGUUCUGGUCCUCGUGUCCACAGGCGAGAAACCAAUGUCCUGUGUUCCUAAAGGCUUCUCUGCACCUUAAUGUUUCAUCAGUGCAGUCAGAUGAGCUGCUGCACAGUAAACACUCUCACCCGCUGGACUCCAGUCAUACCUCAGAUGUGCUCAGAUUUGUGCUGGAGCAGUACAACGCCCUCUCAUGGCUAACCUGUGACCCAGCAACUCAGGACCGGCGCUCUUGUCUGCCUGUGCACUUUGUUGUGCUCAACCAAAUGUACAAUUUCAUUAUGAACAUGCUCUAACAAAGAAGGGGUUCUGCCAUGAUUUUUUAUAACAGACCCCUUACAAAGAAAACACCACGUCACUGCACUGCCGCCCACAGGCCUCCGUGCCGUGGACACGGCUGGACGAACCAAUUUCAAUCAUACAGCGCACUUAAGGCAAUGCCAGGCUGCCAUUUCUAUGCCAAGUGUCCAUCUCAGAACAACUGGUGGAGGAUGAACUGGUCCCUCAGAAUGAACUUACGUGCCCGUUCAAGUGCAGUUCGGGUCGGGUUUUAUCCGGUUGAAAUGCCUGCAUAUAUCUUAUUUAUUGUAACUUUUUAAAUGUGUAAUUUCUUAAACUUUUAUAUUAUAAAUAUAUUAUAUAUAUAUAUAUAUAUAUACACACAGGGUAAGGUGCAUAUGACCUUCCCAAAUGAAAUGAAAAUGGUUUGUCAUGUAUGUAAUUGUCUUAAUUACAGAACCGACAAGUGAAUUCGCUGUAGGUUUGCUUUUAGAGGAAUAUUUAGAGAAAUAUUUUCUCCAUGAUUUUUACUUUCACAGUGUACAGAUGAAGUAUACAGGAGAUCAUGUUCUUACCUUUGUGUGGUGGGGACUUUAAGACAGACUAAAGCUACAGAAUUCCUGUACAGCAAUUUAAUGUGUUCAAAUAAGAGGACAAGAGGUACAUUGUCGGAAAUAUAUAUAUUUUAUAUCACAGAUUUAGAGAAUUGUGCGUGUAUAUAAAUGUGUACAUACAAACGUGUGCCGCUACGGAUGGUGCAGACAAUGUUUUAGGAAUAAAGUGUGUAAAAUCUAAA
Messenger RNA from Paramisgurnus dabryanus, 7756 nucleotides. RefSeq names its product mediator complex subunit 13b (gene med13b). Gene Ontology annotation, biological process: positive regulation of transcription by RNA polymerase II. Gene Ontology annotation, molecular function: transcription coactivator activity. The record is from RefSeq and is a predicted model, not a curated record. Gene Ontology annotation, cellular component: mediator complex. NCBI's taxonomy places the organism in Eukaryota, Metazoa, Chordata, Actinopteri, Cypriniformes, Cobitidae.